AUAUAUAAUACACGAGCGCCGCCGUAUCGAUAUCGCGAAGAACUUCCUCAAUCUCGACACUGUCUUAGCUUAGCCUUAGCGCUUAGAAACGGGACGCCGAUUGCAAAUUCCAUCUAUUCGGAUACUAUUAACAGUAUAUUUUGAUUCCGACGUAAUUCUCACUUGUGUGAAAUUCAGUAUGGACAAACCACAGAUCAUAAUUCAUGCUACAAAAUCCUUGAACAUAACGCUAUACGACGUGAAAUGGAUCCCCAGAAGUGCCCGGUUCGUUGUGCUUGGUUGCCACCCGAGACAGACGGGGGCUUUGCAAGUGUUCGAGAUGGAUCAAGGAGAACCUAAAUUAAUACACGAGGUGGAAAAGAAAGAAGCCUUCAAAUGUGGAACAUUUGGAGCUGCUAGUUUGAAGCAGAGGGAUUUAGCCACGGGAGACUUCAGUGGCAAUAUGAGAAUUUGGGACCUAGAGAAAUUGGAGAAACCAGUUUAUUCUGUAGCAGCACACAAUGAGAUCAUUAACUGUAUUGAUGGAGUUGGAGGUCUUGGCAUUGGUGAAGGAGCACCUGAGAUAGCAACAGGGAGCCGAGAUGGCGCUGUAAAAAUUUGGGAUCCAAGACAGAAAGACAAACCGGUAGCUUGUAUGGAACCUGCUGAUGGGGAGAGCAAGAGAGAUUGUUGGACUGUGGCUCUUGGUCAUGCGCAUAAUGAUGAAGAUCGAUGUUUAGCAGCUGGAUAUGACAAUGGUGAUAUUAAAUUGUUUGAUCUCAGGAACAUGUCUUUAAGAUGGGAAACAAAUAUUAGAAAUGGGAUAUGUGGUCUAGAGUUUGAUCGUAAGGAUAUCGACAUGAAUAAACUAGUGGCUACCACCCUUGAAGCCAAGUACCAUCUCUUUGAUAUGAGGACACAACAUCCAAAGUCUGGCUUUGAGUCCCUCAGUGAAAAAGCCCAUAAAUCAACAGUAUGGUGUGCAAGACAUUUGCCUCAAAACAGAGAUGUCUUUAUGACUUGUGGAGGUUCUGGCACUCUAAAUCUUUGGAAAUAUGAAUACCCAACAUCGAGAGUACAAGAAGACUCCAAUGGUGUAAAGACAGGUGUAAUGGGAUCUGUGUCUAUGCUACAGAGUGUUGGGAUAUCUUCACAGCCUGUAGCAGGGUUUGAUUGGAGUCCAGACAAGGCUGGUCUGUGUGUUUGCUCAUCGUUUGAUCAGUGUAUCAGGGUACUCAUCGUAACCAAGCUAGCAACAUUAUGAUGGAUGUGAUGUCAUACAGAAUACUUUAUGUUGGGACACUUUUAUCCGGAGGAAACACAGGAUGUAUUGUCUUUUGUGAACUGGCCUUCAUAACAGACCCAUGAACAACCGUCUUUCAGUGAAUAUUUCCCAUGGAUGGUGGAUGGAUGUAGUAUUGUGCCCUGUAACAUAAAGUCAAUUGAUUGAUCAUAAGAUUUUUGUUGUGAUUGAUUGCAUAUACAUCUAAUGCAGUCAGUCAUGAAAAAAAAAUGGUCAUGAAGGUUUGUUUUACUUGACCCAGAUGAGGCACAAAUCUGACAUAACAACAUUGUCUACAGUACAUGCGAUGAUUUAUCAAUCUAUUUUUGAAUGAAUUGUCACAUCUUGCUGCUUCUUUAUACAAAUACGCAGUCAAGUCCAGGGAAUAAGUUUGCUUUACAAAUGUUAAUAGCAUUUUGGCCAUAAGAGAAAAGCUCAUAACUAAGUAAUGUACAGUCCUAUGUAAAAAUAUGCUAUACAAAAAACUUUAAGCAUAGCAGUCUUUCAAAAAUGUGGAGCAAAUUGCGAUGCGAUACCAGGAAAAUUAUUCCCUGAAGUCAUGUAUUUGUUUUUGUUUUUAGACCAAACAUUUAAAAAAAACUUCCUUUGUUUAAUUCUUGGCAUUUUGAAUGCUUUAGGUGAUAACUCACAAAACGUACAUUAAUUUUCUACAUAUGGCUGAGUGAAGUUACUAAAAUAUUCCAUUCAUUAAAAUAAACAAAAAAUAUAUACUCUAAUGAGGAUUAAUGUUUUCACCCACAUCAAAAAUUUGUGAUAGGCCGGUGGCCUCUUUUUUAGGAAGAAAGAAACUUGUAAUAAUUGUGUUCAUUAAUCAUUUUACUCUGAAUUUAGAUAUUUGCUUGCUCAAUAUCUAUUCACAUGUGGACCAUGUUACACAAGGCCUAGUGCUUGAAUGUAAAGCUUUAUGUUGGAUUGAUUAUGCAGAUCAUUAUAUGCAAUUAAUCAUACAAUCAGUUAACAGUACAAUCAAUUGCUAAGCUUUGUGAUAUGGGCCCCAUUGCAUAAAGCUUUUUGUUAACAAGAAGUACUACUGGGCUAAACUUUCAUUUAGACCUGUUGGGAGAAAAAACGGUUUUUGGUUUGCCUCAUUGAAAUGUUCAUAUUACAUGAAUUUGUGAUCAAUAUUAUAUGUAAAAAAACUUGGCAUAUGGAGAUCAUUGGAUGGCCAGUCUCCUUCCAUAGGAUUCUUGUAACAUCAAGUUGGAAAUUAUAAAAGUGUGACUACAAGGGAUAUAUUAUAAUAAUAAUACCCAAUUUUUAUAUAGCGCUUUUCCCAGAAUGGCUCAAAGCGCUUUACAGCAUAUUAUUACCCCGGUCAUUGGAUUCAUUUCAAUCCCGCACGAAAAGUGCUCAAUUUUCACUCCCUGGGGAGCAUUGCUUGCAUUCAUCGCAGCCUCAUUAUGGCUCUGGCAAAUUCAAACAUACAAUAUCUUUCGCAUCCUACCGGGUACCCAUUUAGUACCUGGGUCGAGAGAGGCAAAGUGUGAAUUAACGCCUUGCCAAAGGACGCAAGACCAUGGUGGGAUUCGAACACACGACCCUCUGUUUACAAGGCGAGUGUCAGAACCACUACACCACAACUCUUCCAUAUUAUCUGGAAUACUGUUAGAUCCCUUAAUGUCAAGUUUACACUCUAAACAAGUGUGACAGAAUAGAGUACUGUCCAUUGGACCCGCUUGUAAUUUGUUACUGUAGAGUCCACUAUCCCAACACAUGUGUGUGUGUGUGUGUUUGUGAUAAUGUCUGAUUUUUUUUCCAGUCAAAGUCUGUACAUAUUUUAUGUAAAUAAAAUCAGUUUACAAUGUA
This is a messenger RNA of Lytechinus pictus (painted urchin), 3088 nucleotides long. RefSeq names its product dynein axonemal assembly factor 10-like. Gene Ontology annotation, molecular function: ubiquitin binding. The record is from RefSeq and is a predicted model, not a curated record. The transcript has 8 exons. The coding region runs from base 179 to 1243 and encodes 354 amino acids. NCBI's taxonomy places the organism in Eukaryota, Metazoa, Echinodermata, Echinoidea, Temnopleuroida, Toxopneustidae.